Molecule: messenger RNA, 2062 nt
Organism: Phialemonium atrogriseum
Lineage: Eukaryota; Fungi; Ascomycota; Sordariomycetes; Cephalothecales; Cephalothecaceae
Exons: 2
Coding region: 121-1908 (595 amino acids)
Molecular function (GO): protein binding
Source: RefSeq, a predicted model, not a curated record
AGCAAGGGAAUUCCAUAACGCAAGCUCCAUCUCAGAAUCAGGAUAAGGUAUAAAAAUCAGGUACUAGGCGGAAGCAGUCAUAGCGGGGCAUAAAUAUGUUCCUCGGUCCCAAGACUAUCCAUGGAUGAUCUACUCACUCGGCAACUGGCCUCUCUAGGCCAAGAUGUCCUGCUGAGGAGGGCGAAUCUUCGGAAUCUGGUAUCUGCCCUUACAAACCAUGAAAUUCGGGAGUGGGCAGCACAUCUUUCCGCUGUCGACCUACGAACUGACAUCGUCGUCCGGCUGCCGGUUGAGUUGCUGAUGCUUAUUGCGGAAUACAUCAAUGGAACCGAGAUAUCCAACAUGCUGAACGUUUCUAAACAAUGGAGAGCCGCUUGGCUUCAAAGGAAUGUUCUCGGAGUCCUGGCUGUGAGAUGGUUCCCUGGCUUCCUGGAAUAUACCUCCCUCCAGGAGCAACUCACCGGUGUGGCGCAAGACACAGAGCGGCUUUUCACUGAAGCCGCCCGCAGAUACCACCUUCGAUCUCUAGGAAAGUUUCGGUCCGCCCUGGAUGUUGAACCGUGGCUAAGGAACCGUGCGAGUUAUUUGGAGGAGCGUUUCACCCUGGACCCAAUACUUCACCCCCCGGACCACGCAUGGGAGAUUGAAUGCCCGGGCCUCUUUACCAGGGAGCAUUUGUUCCUGGAUCUUGACGACACCGCUCUCCGUUAUACAGAUGGAAGACUAGCCUGGCAACCCGGCGGGCUAGGAUUCCCGGAGAAUUCUGUGGUCUUCGUCGACGAUUUAAGAACGCAACUGCGGAAGAUCUACCGUGUCCCCAAUCUGCUAAUGCUUGGAGAGAGCGCUAUUCUGGUAGCGCUUGGAGAUAAGCUUGUUGUGGUAAAUGUCGAUCGCCGGAUGUUUGCCUGGCACCUCGAAUCGAACGAACUCCAACAAAUCACUCUACCAAGCCCUCCCACGUCUUGUGUUUCCGUGGGCGACGUUGUCGUCCUAGCUUCAGGAAUUAGCGAUGUGGCUGUUUGGACAUUCGGGCACCAGGUUCGUGCGGUUGAUAUGUCGAGUCCCAUUGCGGACAUGAUGCUCUUUGGACGCCACCCUUCGCAGAAUACGAUGACGCUGUUCGUCGACCCUCUACAGGGCCACUCCUUCUAUGGAGCCACUGCUUCGGACCGGUCGCUGGUAGUCUACAAGUUCACCAUGGGGCUGUACUCGGAAACCUUUUUCUUCACGCCAAGUAAAAUUUCAACCAUCUACCAGGAGAACUUGGGGUAUUUAGAGUUGAUCUGCCGACGGGCUGGGUCAUACGGUGACUUUGAAAUCGCAAGAAUACCAGGCGAUAAUUGGGACCCUCUGCUUCCAUUGCCGGACGAUGCAGCCGGCAACACUCAUGUCAUCUUCAACAUAUUCACGUCAUCCUUCUCGGUUCGACGUGGAGGUGUCCGACCCGACCACCUUCAUUCAUCAUACGCUGUAUCCCGGUGGAAUAGUCAAACUACACAUGCUCAAACUGCCGUAAUUGCGACACCAGACGUGGACCCUCCUUUCCUCAGCGCGUUCCCUCCCCUCCUUUAUACAGCUUCGCCACAAAGGAAUGAGGAACGCCGAGACCAUACAAACCUGCGCCGGCGGAUUAUGGACUGGAAUACAAUCGAUCCGGAGACAUCCGACUCCAUGGCGAGAGAUCUUGCUGAGAUGCCCGAUGUCGAGAUGCCCGAUAUCUACAAGAGAUCUACUUUCGCACUCGAUUUUGAUGAGUGGCCUAAUACACUGGAUGCAGCCAUCGGCUGGAACACAAUACACAUUUUCGAGGAUGAUGACUUCAUCGUCAUGGCGCACAGUGACGGCUACCUGGUUUGGAGCUUCUUCACUGACCUCGUUAGGCGAGACCAUCCCUCUCACGAACGAUAGAGAACUGAACAACGCCUAUCAUCGACGGAGAAACACUGGGAGGGCCGAUUAUGGGACGGCCAUCUGGUUCUGCGAGGAGAGCGACCACCUGCAUUUGCUGGCCUAUCCUGUCCCAGGGAUGAACAAUCUUUGGGACAGACCGAUGAACAGCCAU